UUUUAUUUUACAGAGCAUCAUUCUCUGCAGUAUAUUUACACUGCGUCAUCGGGAAUCAAAAGCUUUCCAGAGUUUGUGGCUGUUGGUCUGGUUGAUGGAAACGAGGUCAUGUACUAUGACAGCAACACCAUGGAAGCAAUCCCCAAACAGGCCUGGAUGAUUAAAGUCACAGAGGAUGAUCCACAUUACUGGGAGUUUCAAACUCAAGGACUAUUUGGAACCCAGAAAUCUUUCAUAAACAGCAUUGAAGUCGCAAAGAAACGAUUCAACCAAACUGGAGGUUUGUCAGGUGUUCACAUCUUCCAGAACCUGUAUGGCUGUGAGUUUGAUGAUGAAUAUAAAGAAGUUCAAGGUUGGGAAAGCUUUGGUUAUGAUGGAGAGGACUUCAUAGCAUUUGACCUGAAAGCAGAGAGAUGGUCUGCUCCAGUACAUCAGGCUUUCAUCACCAAAAACAGAUGGGACAAUGACAAAAUGAAGGUGACCGAAACAAAGUACUACAUCACCCAGACGUGUCCUGAUUGGCUGAAAAAGUAUUUGGAGUAUGGGAAACACUCUCUGGUGAGAACAGAUGUUUCCUCGGUGUCUUUCCUCCAGAAGUCUCCAUCUUCUCCAGUCAGCUGCUUCGCUACAGGUUUCUAUCCCAGCAGGGCUGAAAUGUUCUGGAGGAAAGGGGAAGAGGAGAUUCAUGCUGGUGUGAAUGAAGGAGAAAUCCUCCCCAAUAAUGACAGAACCUUCCAGAUUAGUGUUGAUUUAGAUCUGUCAUCUGUUCCACCUGAAGACUGGACAAAGUAUGAAUGUGUGUUUCAUCUCUCUGGAUUCAAGUGUGACGUUGUCAACAGACUGGAGAAAUCAAAAAUCAGAAUCAAUGUCGAAGAAAAGCCAAAUGUGUUGGAAGUCCCUAUAAUCGCAAUUACAGUCUCAACUGCUGUAACAAUACUCGUUUUAAUGGUUGCUGUGGGUUUUCUCUGCAGAAAGCGUGAA
Molecule: messenger RNA, 981 nt
Organism: Poecilia latipinna (sailfin molly)
Lineage: Eukaryota; Metazoa; Chordata; Actinopteri; Cyprinodontiformes; Poeciliidae
Product: H-2 class I histocompatibility antigen, Q9 alpha chain-like
Exons: 4
Biological process (GO): immune response
Cellular component (GO): external side of plasma membrane
Source: RefSeq, a predicted model, not a curated record